AUGCGGGAAAUUCGGCGCUGCGGAGGGACUUCAUCCGGCUGCAGCAGGAGAACAAGGGCGCUUCCGGGCGCUGGCGUAACAGCUCCUGCAGGAGCAGCAGCUCGCGAGCAGGAGGUGGCGCCAACUACUGGCCGAGCGCCAGGCGCAUCGAGCAGCAGAAGGAGCAGAGGCUGGAGCAACAUGGCGGGAGGUGCGGCCCGGCAGCGGGCGCGACAGGGAGGCGCGAGCAGGAAGGAGGCGGUGAUGUGGAGGUUGCCUUAUGGAGGCGCAAGGAGGAGGAGGACCGGCCGCCGCGCAGAGGAGAAGGAAGAGAAGAGCCUACAGGCAGGGCAGGAGUAUAUCACGUCGGCAGCUGGAGGAAGGAGCAGAGGCAUCUGGAGAUUCACAAAGCAACUUCUACGACAGGCCAUGCUACUGGAGAGUAAGUGGCGUGAGCUGGAAGAGCAGCGGCAGGCUGAGAGGCUGCAGAGGCAGGUCCAGGAGGAACAGGCCUACCUGCUCACCCUGCAACAACAGCAGCUCCCAUUGGACAGGAACAGGACCACCCUGCAGCAUCUUCAGCAGCCAUUGGACAAGAGCAAUAAUAGAUUACUGAAUUCUCAACAGCCACUGGACAAGAAUGACAGCAGAUUACAGAAUUCUCAACAGCCAUUGGACAAUAAUGACAGCAGAUUACAGAAUUCUCAACAGCCAUUGGACAGAGUUGCACAAAAAGCUCACCAGCCAAGCAGGAGACUCCCUGCUCCACCUCCCCCACCGGACAGACAUAAACUGCUCUCACACAUGCCCAAUGGACCCCUAUCAGAGAUGAGUCAACAACAACAACUGCAACAAAAACAACAGCAACAAUUACAUAAUCAUCAACAGUCACAUCAACAGCCACCUCAUGUUUGUCAGCAAGUAUUACCUCAGAACAGCCAUUUCCUGCCUCUGUCAAGGCCCGCCCUUUCAUCUCCUCCUGCCAAUCCAGACAGCGCCAAGGACCCACCCCACCAAGAUCCACCAACCACAGGCCCUGUGCUGGACUGUGUGGAAUUCAGUGAGCCAAUAGUAGAGGAUGAGCGCUACAGGAAGAAUGUCCAGGGCUCUCCUCAGGCUGCCCCGACCAAACAGGCUCCGCCUGCCGUGCCGCCCCGAGCCGACGCCCACGCCAACGGCAGCGCCCCCGACAACCAAGCCAUGCACCGGCCCGGCGAGCCACAGGUCCCAGUGCGGACCAGCUCCAGAUCCCCCCUCCAUGGCAACCUGGUGCCUGGCAACCUGGCGCCUAGCAACCAGGCAGCACACAGAGGUGCCCCCAGUAACUCUGAGCAGCGGUUGCUAUGGGAACGCGUGGAGCGGUUGGGCAGUGGAAGUUCCUCUGGGUCCACUAGCAGUACAGACCAACAGAGGCCACGGAGUGAAGGGGUCAUGCAUGCAACUCCUUGA
Alosa alosa (allis shad) is the source of this 1428-nucleotide messenger RNA. Its product is annotated as mitogen-activated protein kinase kinase kinase kinase 4-like. The transcript is spliced from 8 exons. The record is from RefSeq and is a predicted model, not a curated record. NCBI's taxonomy places the organism in Eukaryota, Metazoa, Chordata, Actinopteri, Clupeiformes, Clupeidae. Bases 1 to 1428 code for a protein of 475 amino acids.